UAUCAUUCGUUUUCCGCUGAGGAGCGUGUUCGCACGAACCCUAACUGACCCACGCGACCUGCGAGAGCGAUUGCGAUCGAUUGACGGAGAUUCGAAGCGCCUAGCCAUGGAAUCGGCAGCUCGCAGAAGCGGAGGCGGCCUCCUCGAAGGCUUCUACCGGGUCAUCAUGCGCCGGAACUCCGUCUACGUCACCUUCGUCGUCGCCGGAGCUUUUCUCGGAGAACGGGCUGUGGACUACGGAGUUCAUAAGCUCUGGGAGUACAACAACGUUGGGAAACGGUACGAGGACAUUCCAGUUUUGGGUCAAAGGCAAUCAGAAGAGUGAUAUUUUUCCUCCUGACAACUGCAGCAUGUAUUUAUGCUUCUGAGUUCUUGGAGGAUGCAUUUGUGUUGCACUUUCCAUUCUUGAAUAAGUUUCAUGCGCAUGGUUGCCUCAAAACUUAAUUUUGUAACCUUGUGUUACUAAAAUGUUUCUCUUUGUGGAAUCAUCAGUGGCAGUAUUUACUGAAUUUCAGCUGUUUUUUGCCCAA
This is a messenger RNA of Syzygium oleosum, 530 nucleotides long. RefSeq names its product cytochrome b-c1 complex subunit 9. The record is from RefSeq and is a predicted model, not a curated record. Bases 107 to 325 code for a protein of 72 amino acids. Gene Ontology annotation, biological process: mitochondrial electron transport, ubiquinol to cytochrome c. Lineage: Eukaryota; Viridiplantae; Streptophyta; Magnoliopsida; Myrtales; Myrtaceae. The transcript has 3 exons.